UUGGAAUGCACUUCAAUUGAGUUAAUGACUUUUGUCCAGUAGCAAUCAUUAGCUAGCAAGCAUAAUCAAAGAAUCUGAGAGUUGUUUGGCUCAUCCUAAAAAGACAUCCAACCAAUAUAAUUUUUGUUUACUUAGUUUCAAAAUUGAUUUGAAUCAAUCACCUCUUAACAAAAUAAAAAAAUAAAAAUGGCAGGCAUCAUUUCAUCAUCUUCAUGUUACAAGACUCGUCACAAUCCAUUUCAACAACCAUGUUGUUAUUCAUCUCAAAGAAUGAGGCUAAUCAAGAAUCCAACGAACCAUCUUACAAGCACUCGAAUGAUGAGAUCUCGGUCGAAAAUCGCCGGGAAAAGAUCAGGGUUGGUGGUGGUGGUGGGUGAUAAAGACUAUGGUAAAACAGGGAGGAGGAGGGUGGAGGGGGUGAAGUGCAUGGCGGAGGAGGGAGCUGUGAGUGGUGCACCACCGGAUUCAACGGCGGAGGACAAGGUGGAGAGGUAUAGAUUGACGGUGGUUUGUUUGGUGGCAUUUGUUAUGUGUCUAUGUAGUGCAGAUAGGACAGUUAUGUCUGUAGCUAUAGUUCCUUUGGCUCAUACACAUGCUUGGUCUACCUCUUUUGUCGGCAUUGUCCAGUCAUCAUUUCUAUGGGGCUAUAUAGUAUCCUCAGUUAUCGGUGGAGCAAUGGCAGACAAAUUGGGAGGAGCAAGAGUAAUGGCGUGGGGUGUUGCGUUGUGGUCGUUGGCCACUCUUCUUACUCCAUGGGCAGCCAACCACUCUUCCGCCACCCUCUUGGUUGUUCGCGCUAUUUUUGGCCUAGCAGAAGGAGUUGCUUUUCCUUCCAUGAACAUCCUUCUCUCAAGGUGGUUUCCAAUCCAUGAACGUGCACGAGCUGUGGGGAUCUCCAUGGCAGGAUUUCAACUUGGAAAUGUUUUAGGCUUGUGCUUAACUCCAGUUUUGAUGUCAUUAGUCGGUAUAUCAGGACCUUUUUUACUGUUUGCUUCUCUUGGGAUACUUUGGCUAUUGGCAUGGGUUUAUGGUGUUGCAAAUGAUCCUACACAAAGCCCUUUUAUCAGCAACUUAGAACUACAACUCAUCCAAGCUGGGAAGUUUGUUGAUUCUUCUUCUCAAAGCAAUGGCAAAAAUAUACCUCUUCCAUUAGGCAUUCUCUUAUCCAAAAAACCUUUUUGGGCUAUCCUUAUUGCAAAUUUCACAAAUAAUUGGGGAUAUUUUGUUCUCCUGUCGUGGAUGCCUAUUUAUUUCAAAACUGUACUAAACGUGAACCUUAAGGAAGCGGCAUGGUUUAGUGCUAUUCCUUGGGGAGUGAUGGCUGUAUCGAGCUUUGUUGCUGGUUCAGCAUCUGAUUAUUUAACCAAAUCUGGAUAUUCCUUGAUAUAUGUUCGCAAAAUGAUGCAGUCUAUAGGAUUUAUCGGACCUGGAUUAUCGUUACUUUGCUUGAACUAUGCCAAGUCUCCAGGAGUUGCAUCUAUAAUUCUUACAAUUGGGUUGAGUUUGAGUUCUUUCAGUCAAGCUGGGUAUUUCCUCAAUAUACAAGAUAUUGCACCACAUUCAGCAGGACUCAUCCAUGGUAUAACAAAUGCAGCAGGGACAGUAGCUGCAAUAAUUAGUACCAUUGGUGCUGGUUACUUUGUGGAAUGGCUUGGAUCUUUCAGAGCAUUUUUGACCUUGACAUCUAUGCUUUAUUUUACCGCGACUAUUUUUUAUAAUCUUUACGCCACUGCAGAACGAGUAGUAUAAAAUCAGAUCUUACUGUUUGUAGCUGCAAAUGUUGAAUUAGCAACAUAGUUAUGUUUUUGUCCUGAUGAAAAUUUUAUGUGAAAUCUGGUGUAACUCAGAAAAUCAUACUAAAAUGAAGGAAUAUACGGUUCGUCUAUCGUUGGCAGUCUGAUUCUUCCAAAUUUAUCUAGUCUCACAACUCCAAAAAUGUUCCUAAACGUAUGGUUAGGGUUUAACUGUUUAAGCGAUAGACAAUUUUGAGGUGGGAGAGUUCAUAUGAAUUGUAAGCUUGUAAUCUUCUUUUAUCAUCAGAACAUUACUUCAUAGUGUAUGGGUGGUUUUUCUC
This is a messenger RNA of Spinacia oleracea (spinach), 2074 nucleotides long. RefSeq names its product probable anion transporter 3, chloroplastic. Lineage: Eukaryota; Viridiplantae; Streptophyta; Magnoliopsida; Caryophyllales; Amaranthaceae. Gene Ontology annotation, molecular function: phosphate transmembrane transporter activity. The transcript is spliced from 8 exons. The record is from RefSeq and is a predicted model, not a curated record. Gene Ontology annotation, cellular component: plastid. The coding region runs from base 187 to 1749 and encodes 520 amino acids. Gene Ontology annotation, biological process: transmembrane transport.